AUGGUUUUUCUGUCAAGACAAUAAUUUUUAGGUUUUGAAAUGAUGAAAUUUGUGUGUGUUGUGAUUGCAAAAGAAAAACCUGUAUGCGUCGAAAAGUUUUGAGAUAUGGAAUUCUAAUCUGGAACCUUCUAGGAGAUAUAUUUAUUCGAAAGGCGACAAUGAAUAAACGUACAAAUAUGAAAUCCGAAGAAAACGUUUGCCAGAUUUCUUUUAAAUAGAAAAACUUUCCUCGAUUUAAAUGGCACAUGAAUUUCUACAACUCAAAGAGUGGUAGCCCCGCAUCAAUACACUCCGCUGCGCUUUUGGUCAAGAAGGUUUUCCAAAAUUCGGUUCAAGAUAUUGCAAAACUAAUCCAAAAAGUCUUUAAAAUAUUUGGACAUAUGUACAUAAGUAUAUGGAUCUUAUUCUGUGGGAAUGUAUUUAUUGUAGUAUCCAACAAUGUAUUAAAGGAACCCCUGUAGGUUUUCUCAUCAGCAGUUUCCUCGCUAACCACAGCGUCGCCCCCAAAUGAAGACACUAUUUAUUGGGCAAUAAUAUGCAGUGCUGCACAAUCUUACAUACAAACAACACUAUAUGUGUUAUAUGCACACAUGUAUGUAUAUACAUACAUAUGCAUGUAUUUGGUCACCUUAGUGCGCAAUUCUGUAUGUCAUUGCUCGCUAACAUUUCUUGCUUCGGUUUGUGUAACACUGAACAGUCAAUUGCCGGAAAGGAAGUAGAUCCAUGCGGAAUUCUUCCGUUUUGCCUUUUCCUAGCAACAGCAACAACAACAUUAGUAUGUACAUACAUAUCUUCAUCAAAGCAGUGAAUUUGUGAGCCAGAGAAAACAUCACAAUAAGGAAACGCUGACGAUCAGUAAUUAGAGGAAGUGCUGCCGCUGUGUCUUUGUCCCGACAUAUCUAAACAAACUACAUUCAUACAAUUAAUUUGAAGAAUGACUACUCGUACAAUCUAUACCACUGGGAUGGAGAGUAGUAAAAAAGGCAGAGUGAACUGUGAAAUAAUGCCAAUUAAUUGAUUUGUUUGCGAAAUGUCACAGUUGUGACAUAAUGACACCGUUUAAUGCCUUAUUUGUUUCACUUUACUUUUAUUUACUGGGUUUCCUUUGCAUUUCUAAGACGUUCGUUUGAGCGAUUGCUGUGGGCCCAGCAUGUGUGGCGAUCAUCUCCCUGUGCAGCCAAAUAGGUGUCGAGCCGUAGGCGCACUCAAUUAGUCGUGUGUGGUUGCCGUUCUGCAUUCGUAUGUUCGAAAGAAAGAAACGAGUAUUGCUGACUAUUUUGACAUUUAGAACACAAUAACAGUGUCAAGAAUGCACCACAAGAGUCCAUCCAUCAAAAUCGUCUAAAAAUACCCACAUACAUAUAAACAUGUUUCGUUUUUUAAUUGCUCAGCAAAAAUUGAAGGAAUUUCAGUAAAAUGAAGCAAUCUUGCAGAUGUGUGCCAAGAACAAUCAUACGGCAUAUUUAUUUUUUGAUAUACGGUGAUGUUAGUUCUAAAGAUAAUUAAAAUUUACCUUGCAAAGCAAAACUACCAGGUGGUUUAUAUCUUUUUUAAUAAUUUUUCAGCCUUUUUAUUUUUUAUAUAUCCCACUUGCUUUUCUGUAUUGUUAGAAAAUCUAUUUAACAGUUAUAAUUCAUCUGUAUCCUUUGCCGCUUACCCUCAAACUUGAAUGAGUUUUAUAAGAAAUCAUUUUCUCCAUUCUUGAAAAAUUGGAUGUUUUCCAUUCGGUGGCUAUCUGCUUUAGCAAACUAUAUUUUAUAUUCAGCAGAGUUAUGAUAUAGUUCGAGAUUCUCAUAAUAACAUGUAUAAAUUUCAUCAGUCUUCAACCGAAUAUAAAUUACGGUUAUGUAAUAAGCAUGCAGUAGAGUCAUAUCCCUUAAUUAUAUGGUAUAUUUUCCCACAAUUUGCAAAAAAAACACUAGUUUGCUCGAUAACCCACAGAGACAUUCAAGGGCCCCUUGCAACAUAAACAAUCUCAAUAAACCACAAAGCAACCAAAACAAGCAAAGAAAUUGCAUUAUUUGACUGGGUGGCCCAAACGGUAGUUUCGCAAUGAGGUUCCGUUGCCAUAAAUUACCUGCCACACAAGUUGCAAGCAGAGAACGGAGAACUACUAUUAAUUGUUUGCUCUGAUAAAGGACAUAUUUAUAUCAUUCAGAUUUUGACUCAUCGUAUACUUUGCGAGAAUUUAGUGAAAAGAGUGAAUGGCAGGCGCAGAACAAAGGCCUAAAGAGGAAACAAUAAGAAGUGAGUGAAGUGAGAAAGAAGAAAGUAAGGCCAAAGAAAUCCCCAUACAUUCUAAAUUACCAACACCUUUGGUGGCAAACAUUUUAGUUGGCAAUAAAGCAUCGACAAUGUCAACAAUACGGAUCCCGGCGAGUCCAAUUCAUUUGGGCUACCUUACACGCAGCCACAGAAGCGCAACCAAAGAUCGCCAUAUCAAAUUUAGCCAAAAGUGGUUGCGCUCAAUGAACUUGGACUUGCGCUCUGCGAACUUUUGGUGCGUAACGGUAAAUAAAUACGAAUGCCACAACGUUGGUAUAUUAAUGAUUAAAAAUCUAUGCUAUUUUUGUGCUUCAACUCUGUCUUGUGGAGCGCAGCGAUUGUGUGGUGAAUAGCGCAAAAUUCAUAGAUACCAUGGUGAGCCGAAGACUGCUUGUCGUACUAAAGUCGUCAAGCUUCUGCGACAAACGUAAAGAGUGAAGCACAAGAGGUGCAUAGGAAACGACAACCAACAACAAGGUGAAAGCAGCGGCAGCAGUAACGACAGCUUUGGCUCCAACAGCGCCAACUUGUACCACCGCAGGCAAUGCACGAACAGUCGCUUAGCAGUAGCACAGCAGUGGUGCCGUCGUGACAAUCGAUGCGGUGGUGAAAAGUCAGUACAAUUCUACGGUCUUCCCUUUAUGGAAGGACGGUCGCACUCUUGGCCACAAUGUGUUAUUAUUGAAGAAAAAAAUUAAACUGAAUAAAUUAAGUGUAAAUAAAAUUUAAUAUAAUAUAAUAUAGCGCAAUUACAAAUAAGCAAGUCAAUAAUGCUAUGCAUUCGAGUGUGAAAUGAAGUGUUGUUUUCCGACUGAAAAGUAGUGAGGCUCUUGCGUAUAAGAAAAAUUUUCAAUGAGCAACUUGAAAUUGUUUUAUUCCUUCUGCUUUUUCUGCAAAUACGCAACAACAUAAUAUUCUGUGUAUCUGAAAACUGUAACGCCACCACCACAGCGCCCAACCACCCAACCGAACACCCACUUUUACGCUGCCAUCACACGAUUGCAGUUGUGUGUCAUACCGAAAAAAACCAAAACUCAGAAAAAUAAUGAAAAAGUUAAAAUAAAAAAAAAAAAACAGGCGAGCCAAAUGAAAAAAGUGUAUACAGGAAGAAAGGGCUGCGACAAAAACCUCUUCAGUGACAAAGCAAAUGGUGCUAAUCGCGGUACAAGCGGAGUCUGAAUAAUCGAAUCGAGUGAGACACACAUUCUGACCGAGGGAAAAUCGGACGAAAAAUACAACGAAAAGAAAGUCGAGAAAACAAUAGUGUUUCACUUUUUUAUUAGGAAAUAUUUUUACUAAUGAAAUGUGCAAUUUUAAUGCCAACACCUCGUUAGUCAUUAUACAUACAACUGUGUAAAUCGUCACACACAUACACAAACACAAAUAUAUGUGUGAUUUCAAAUCCAAAAAGACUGAAAAGUGCAAAUGCAAGUGACAGUGAAAAUAAGAUAAACGCGUUUAAUAUUGCAGCCACGAAGUUAAGCAGGUGUAAGCUGUGCGAAUAUCCUUUGAGGAAACAAUCAAAAUAACAAUAGCGCUUUGGAGACAAAGCUCAAAUAAUCGGAACGACUACAACAACACAAACAGACACACAAAAAUAUAAUACAAAAUGAUUGUACGAAGAAGAAGCCGUCGAGCACGCAUGUGGAAUAUGGGACUAUUGUUCCUUAUUUACUACUGUGUUAGUGUGUACUCGGCCAAGAGUGAGGGAAAGACGGAGAGUAUGUUCAAUGCCGAGAAUUUACAAGAAGAAGGCGAUAGUGGAUUGGAUGAAGCAGGCAGUAACGGACCCUCAGAUAGUGAUCUUGCGGAUGCCGAUGUGAUGGAUAGUACACUCAGCUCUAUAACUACAACGGAGACUACGAUUAUGACAACGGAAGCCACACACACCGCUGCCAAACACGCCGUUCCCACUUGGCGACCAAAACGAAAUUGUACCCCGCCCGCCAUAGAACAAUUUCCCCAGCCAUUGAUGGGUAAAUGGGCACGUCAGCAUGGUGGACUCGUCAUUCACGUACUCGUUGCCAUUUUUACGUUCUUUGGUUUGGCUAUCGUUUGUGAUGAAUACUUUGUUGCCAGUUUGGAUCGUCUGUGUGAAGAAUUGAAGCUGUCACCCGAUGUGGCGGGCGCUACUUUCAUGGCAGCGGGUAGUUCCGCGCCCGAAUUAGCCACGGUGGUGAUUGGUGUAUUUUUCGCCAAGGACGAUAUCGGCAUUAGCGGCGUUAUUGGCUCGGCGGUGUUCAAUAUAAUGUUUGUAAUAUCGGUCUGUGCACUAUGCUCUGGAACUGUGUGUCAACUGAAUUGGUGGCCAUUGGUGCGUGAUUGCUUCUUUUAUAGUCUCUCCAUAUUGGUGAUGUUGAUUAUCAUCUUUAAUGACGUUAUAUCUUGCUAUGAAUCCGUAUUCAUGUUGCUAUGCUAUGUGGGAUAUUGUGUGGCGCUACAUUUCAAUACGGAGCUGGAGCGUUGGGCUUUGUCCCUAAAUCUACCAUUCAAGUUGCCCACAAAGGAAGAACAAUCUUCACUGGUAACAUAUAAGAAUAUGCCGGACAACUCAUAUACACAAGGCACUCAGCAGCAACAACAGCAAACAAGUCUUACACAAGACGGUGCAUCUGGUUCACAACAACAGCAACAGGCAACAAACGAAUACCAAAGCUAUGGAGAAUCAAAUACUAGUUGGGAUCCAAACGCCGCUUGGGGCGAUGAAUCGUCCACAAAUCCAGUGGGAGUCAGUGUUAGAUACGGCCAACCGCCUGGCGAAGAUGACUGGGGUACGAAUACGUUCUACGCCUCUGGACCCGGAUCGGGACAAGAUAAUAUGGCUUAUAAUCCUGAUCAACCGGAUGCCGUCGUCACAGAAACAAAUACAAAUGGUGACGGCAGCAAACCGACUGUGGGUAAACCACAACCAGCUGGUGUUGAAUAUUAUAAAUCAGCUGAUAAAUCGAAAGAGGCACGCCCCAAUCCAUUAGAACGUCCCACGGAAGGCGGACUUCCAACACUGAUCGCCUGGUAUGUCGUCUAUCCCAUACAUUAUUUAUGCAAGAAAACUAUGCCAGAUUGUCGCACCGAAAAAUACCGCAAUUGGUAUCCAUUCACAUUUAUUGUAUCGAUGAUAUGGAUCUCGUUCUAUUCAUAUUUUAUGGUUUGGAUGAUAACCGUGAUUGGUUCAACAUUGGCCAUACCAGACACGGUUAUGGGAUUGACAUUUGUGGCUGCUGGUGUAUCUGUACCCGAUGCCCUAAGCUCAAUAGCGGUAAUCAAAGAAGGCUUCGGCGAUAUGGCCGUAUCGAAUGCGAUCGGCUCGAAUGUCUUUGAUAUCCUAGUGUGCUUAGGUCUUCCGUGGUUUAUACAAACGGCCAUUAUAAAGCCUGGCUCGCACGUCAAUGUCAUCUCGAAAGGUUUAGCAUAUUCGACCUUAUCGCUUUUCUCGACGGUCAUCUUUCUCAUUAUGUCCACACAUUUGAACGGCUGGAAAUUGGACAAACGACUCGGCAUUAUACUGAUGAUUUGGUAUUUGUGCUUCAUCACAUUGGCCUCGCUGUAUGAGUUGAACGUAUUUGGUUACAUGAACCCACCGGAAUGUGCCAGUGAUUAUUAGAAAAAUAAAUGCGGCUGGAUUGAGAAUAUAGAAACAACACAGAAGAAGCUGAAAACAGAAGAUAAUUUUAAAUCAAGCAUUCAGAGGACUAAGCUACAGACAUACAUAAAUUCAAUAAAUAAAUGGGUCGACAUCAAGUAGGUUUCGCGGUUUAUGAGGCAACAAAACAAAGUGCAGUUUACAUCCAUAUCUACUCUUUUCUAUGUAUGUAUGUAAGCCAAAAGCGAUUUGAAUUUUGUUCUGUUGCUGUGCGGCUGUGAAGCGAAGCUGGACAAAUGCAUUUGUUAAGUUUACUCCACGUUUUGAUCUCGUGUCUUCUACAAAAGCAUCAUUCACACAAGCAACUGGCACAGAACACAACCACAACCACAACCGCAUACGUAUGCGAAAAAAAACUUAAAAAGAAACACUUCAUAUGUACUUCAGUACAUGUGCCAUAGUACAGCGAGUCUGCAUCAAACUCUAAGCUCCAAUCCACAAUCUCCAUAUCUUAUUACAUAGCGGUGCAUACUGGACAAAUGCUUACAUACUGACACACAUACAUACAUACAUAUACGGAUUAACGACUGCAAAACAGAAAAUUUUCACCAUUAUCAAUUAAACGGCACCAGCUGUACGCUCAGCGCAAUGAAAUACUUGUAGUCAAAUACAGGGUGAUUGAGUGAACUUGUAGUUAUGUUGAUUUGAUGGCGUUGAUUUUUUAAUACACGAAACGUUAACUAGCUAUAAAUAUAUAAUUACUUGGAUAUACAAGUAUGUAACUUAUAUGAAACCAACACAAUCUGCUCCUCUUCCUCAACUUCUGGCGCCUCCAUUAACGUGUAUGUAUGUAUGCCACAUUAUUGAAAACCUUCCAGGUAUUGCAAAAAUAUAGGACAAACUCAACAAAAUUACAAAUGAAAAUAUAAAAAAUUAUUUAAAUAGAUAAAAAAUAAAAUGUAACGAAAAGAUAGCGUAUACCAUAUUAGCACGGCACCAUAUUUACAACAACAUUUUAAUAUACAAACCAAUUCGCAAAAGUAAAAUGUUAGUACAUACGUUUUUACAUCGCACGAAGCAACAAGUUAUAUAAUAUGUAUAAAUAUUCAUAUGUAUGAAAAAUAUUGACAAGUAAUACUCCUAAUGCAAGUAAUACUCCUAAAGCAAAAGUUUAAAAUGAAAGCUAUAAAAAUAGUGCGGUUCAAAUGACUGUUUUUAAAGUGAUAUCUUAAAGGGUUCUUAUUUAUAUUAUUUAAAGUAUAGUAUUUGUUAAAUUUAUUUUUUUAUUAUGCUAUAGCUACUAAAAGUAUAUUCAUUUUGAAAUUUAAAAAUUGCAACUUUUAAAUAAUUUGUAAAAUUACAUUAAAGUUCUAAUAAAUUUUAUUUACCUCUUUUAUAAUAUUUGUCAAAAGAUUUGAAUUGUUAUACUACAUGGCAACAAUAAAAAAAAGGUAUAGAAAAUGUAUCUCCUGUGAAAGUUACGGAAAUGAAUAUACGAGUAUGCACAUUCUAUGGAGAACAGACUUUGAAAUUUACCCCCCGCUUACGAGAGUAAAAAAAUUUUGGACAUCCUGUAAAAAUACUUAACUUAAGACAUCAAAUUUCAUUUUUAUAAAUUCCCCUAUUUACGGCACAUGGUUACGAAAAUGAACUCUUUAACGAAUUGUGAUGAUUUUAAAAAUUAAUGAUUUUUGUAGCCAAAAUGUGACUUUGCUUAAGAUUUUUAAAACCAUACAUUGUCCAUAAAAAACAAAGAUCGGGAAAAUACAUUUUUGGAAAAAUUCAGAAAUUAUUAAAAAAUAUUAAUUCUUUCAAAAAGUUUCUGUGUUUUAUAUUUCUUUAAAUUAAAGAAUAUACUCUUCGAAAAAUCCUCAAGCUAGCAGCUCAAGUAAAUACGUUCCAAGCGAAAGCCAGCAAGAAAACUUAUUUGAAGUUAAGAAAGAGCUAAGCUGAUCGCUUUUUAUUGAAAUGGAAAUAUUUUUGUUAGAUUAGUAUAGGAAAUGUUUACAAUAUUGUUGGCAUAUAUCUAUAAAUGAACUUGAUAUCUAUUUUUUUUCGAAAAUGUUACUUACGUACAUAUAUUUUUUCGAUAAUACUUUUUUAACCUCAUCAUGACACUUAUAAAGAACCGUUUUAAAAGAUGAGUGACUUUGAAAACAGCAUUGAUGCCGUAAAUGAAAAUAAAAUUAUUUUAAUAAUACAAUAAAAUAUAUAUAAAUAAUAAAGACCAGCAAACAACAAUACAAAUAGAUAAAUGAAACGACACUUGCACUCACUAAGUAAUGUAGAUAGGACGAAAUAUUCGAGUAAACAAAUAUUAAGAUUGCAUAUAUUAAUGUUUAAGUACAUAAAUAUAAUAUAAUAAAGCCAUAAAAUUAUAGAUUAUACAAUAGAAGCGAUAUACAUACAUCUAUAGCAAGCGUAAACGUACACAUAAGCGCAUACAUAUGUACAAUGAAAGCCCUGUAGAAAAUUCAAUGAAAACUUUUGAGCGACUAGUAAUUGUUUAGAUACAUAUGUAUGUAUGUGCUUUCGACGUUUUUAUAAAUGCAUUACCGUUAAAAAAAUAUAUAAAAAAAACCAAUACAAGUUCAAGUAAUGCGAGUAAUAUAGUUAUAUAUAAAAUAAAAAAAAUGUUAAAAAAAAUUAAUAUUUAAGUUUGACAAAAUCUCCCUCAACUACUAAAUAUACAUACAAAUAUGUAUUUGUUAUAUGUUUAUGCGCUUGCAGUAUUUUUUAGCUAAGCUUAACCAAUUUAUAUACGUACACACUUUUUAAACUUUAGAUACAUACAUAUUUUGAGUAAUGCUUUACAAAAGCUUUGUGUUUGACAAUAAUUCACAACGAUCGAAUUUUUGUAAAAAUGACUACUCUUCUCCCUAUAUUUUUGUUGUCAACUAAUCAGAUCGAUUUAAAACUACUUAAAAUUUUGAUCCAAACAUUAAUAUUUAAAUAAAAAUUUCAAUUUUAGUGUUCUCCUAUAUUGGGCAAUUAGCCAGCUUAAGAUACUUAACCUUAAGCAUAUGUAAAAACUAUGAUAUACAUAAUUUGAAUACAUAUAAAGUCUCCAAAUACAUACCUAUAUGCAGUUUAUCCCAGGCUAUUUCCAACUAACAUACACAAAAAAAAAAUAUCAGAAAAAAGAAAGCGGUUGAGGUGAAUAUAACUUAAAUUUAUCACUAGCAGAUAUCUGAAUAUAAUUUAUGUAAUACUUUCAACAGAUUGAAUAUAUGCUUCUGGUUUCCUCAUAAUUUCGGCAUUGCUCGCCAAACUUUAAGCAAUUCGAGGUCUCUUUCGACAAACUACUUAUUUUUCGAGCUUCCACAAACAAAAAUUAAAAGCUUUUGCAUGAAAGUUUUUUUGAUGUAUAGUCUUAAAUGAUACGACAAUGAAAUCUGUGUUGACUAAUGUGAAAGUUAGGUUGAAAGUAAGUUUUUUGUAUAAUUAAUAUUUUAUAUAUAUUUUAUUGUAAAUGCACCGAAUUUUCAAUUGAAUUUAAUUUUAGAAAUGUAUACUACCUUUCUCGUUAUUUUUAAAUACCUAAUUUUAGAACGAAUGCAAAAUAUAGCAUAGCAUAGCAGGGCAUAGCAUAAUAUAGAGAUUUCCACUUGAAACAACCACAUCCCCAUGGUUUCGUUUAUAGAUUUACAGGCACGCAAGAUUUUAUAUUUACAUACUAAUACAUACAACCAAUAAAAAAUAGUUAAUAUGCUUGCAUAUAUACAUACAUAAGUAUAUAUUUUAAUGUAAACGUUAACACACAAUUAUAAAUAGCUACAUUUUAUUGGAUAUGAAUAUUAAAAAUUAAUUAUUAAUUAAACACAUGGAGGGACAUGACGGAACAUUACAUAGGCAACGAAUUUUAUUUUUUAAAUUAUUUUUUGUACUAUUUUUAAGUAAAGUUGUAAACAAAUAAGUAUUAAAAUAUGAAUAUAAAACAUGUAAAAAUAAUAUCACAACAAAAGGCAGUAAUGGAAGAAAUAAUGAACGAGCGAAUCCAGUGAAAGUGGAGUAAUUCAAUAUUGUUGAUGGCUAAAUACUACAUAUUAAAAUAAGUACACAAACAAUUUUCUGUAGCUUUAGUGUUGUUUGUUAAAUUUCAAAACCAGUUACUGCUUCAACACAAUUAAUACAUACAUAUAUGUAUAUGUAUAUUUGCUUAAUUACAUAUGUAUAUGUAUGUGUGUAUGAACUUUUCACUAUGUACUUGUAAACAUACCCAAAAAAUACUAAAUAUAAUACAAAAAUGGAUUGUAAUAAAUUGUGAAAAAUUUAAAUUUGUUAAACUACUUACAUACUUAUUACCAAAUACGAAACAUACGUGCAUACAAACAAACAAACAAAUAAAUAAAUAUAUGCCCGCAAACACAAUUGUAUAUCUACUAAUUAUGGAAUAAACGAAACUAUAUGAAAUAAAUUAUAUAUACUUGUAUACAUAUAAAUAUAUAUACAUACGUAUAUAUAGUGCAUAUACAUAUACAUAUGUACAUACAUGCUAUACAUAUAAAUACAUAGUUGUUUUUGUUAUCCAAAUAAUAUUAUAUACUAUUAAGAUUGAUAAAUGUAAAUUGGACAUUUGAACACAAAUACACACUCGUACACAUACACACACAUACACACACAUACACAUACAUACACAUACAUACAUACAAACAUACGCAAAACAACGCAAGCUGUUACACUAAACUCAAAACUACUAACUAAAAAAAAAAAAA
Bactrocera oleae (olive fruit fly) is the source of this 10560-nucleotide messenger RNA. Its product is annotated as probable sodium/potassium/calcium exchanger CG1090. NCBI's taxonomy places the organism in Eukaryota, Metazoa, Arthropoda, Insecta, Diptera, Tephritidae. Gene Ontology annotation, cellular component: plasma membrane. The record is from RefSeq and is a predicted model, not a curated record. Gene Ontology annotation, biological process: intracellular calcium ion homeostasis; calcium ion transmembrane transport. Gene Ontology annotation, molecular function: calcium, potassium:sodium antiporter activity; calcium channel activity.